AUGGUGUAUAUCCCACUUCCAGAUGGAGCAGGACGUGCACUCCUGUCUCUCCAGAAUGUAACCAUAUUUGUCAUCUGUUGCGUGCCUCAGAAACAGGAAAAACGCCUACGGAUGCCUUGCCAGAGCAAAAUAAGGUCUAGCAUUGAGGGAAAGUGGAAGUACAUCCCGACCGGUGUGGAACCAGGAAGCAGUAGUACUUAUCUUGGAAAAGACAUCUUUGCACCAUUGACUCUCCUGAUAACGAAAUAUCAAUUUGCCCCUGCCCUCAGGCUUCCUACUGCACCCGAGGGCAUGAAAGUCCGCAGACAAGACCUGAACCCAGACACUCCAGCCCGACCUAGUCAAACUCGGGAGACACAUGAAUUCCGGACAAUGACGCGUGGUAAGCUAGCCUGUCUUGGCACAUUAUACCCGGAAGUCUUGAUAAUGUGCCACCCCAACUCCAUAGAGUCUGUCACAGAAGACCAAGUAAGGUUUUCCGCUGUUAUAGCUGUUGAGAUGGUCGGUAAAAUAGGGAAAAUGUCUGAGCUUGGACUAGGUAUUGCAUGGUGUGGUAAUAUACCAGCAUGGAUGCCGCCAGUCUUGGGUAAGGAGCAAUCCGGCUAUGUUAUAUAUACCCGUAGAAGGAUAGAUUCGAAGGAGAUGAAUUAUGUUCCGUUUACUGUACUAAGAAUCUAA
This is a messenger RNA of Aspergillus niger, 678 nucleotides long. RefSeq lists its product as hypothetical. Lineage: Eukaryota; Fungi; Ascomycota; Eurotiomycetes; Eurotiales; Aspergillaceae. The transcript has 3 exons. The record is from RefSeq and is a predicted model, not a curated record. Bases 1 to 678 code for a protein of 225 amino acids.